This is a messenger RNA of Suncus etruscus (white-toothed pygmy shrew), 1435 nucleotides long. RefSeq names its product thioredoxin domain containing 15 (gene TXNDC15). Bases 183 to 1223 code for a protein of 346 amino acids. The transcript has 5 exons. The record is from RefSeq and is a predicted model, not a curated record. NCBI's taxonomy places the organism in Eukaryota, Metazoa, Chordata, Mammalia, Eulipotyphla, Soricidae. Gene Ontology annotation, biological process: cilium assembly. Gene Ontology annotation, cellular component: cilium.
UGCCCGACUCCAAGAUGGCGCCUGAGGCGGCCGCCAGCAGCCAAGAUGGCGCCACUGCGCCCGCACGCUCGCUUCUCCUCCCCCUGUGUCCCUGAUUAGGAGCGCGAUUCGGAUCUCCGUGCGCCGGUUGCCCUUCGGCCUGGUGGCGGGCCCGGCCACCGUUCGCCUGUCCGUCCGGCGACAUGCGGCUCCUCAGCUGGUGGCAGGUGCUGCUGUGUGUGCUGGGGCCUGUGGCCUGCGGCCUGGAGGAGGAAAGUGGUCACCUGUGGUCAGAGGAGCAGCCUGCUCGCCCGCUGCAGGAGGAGGCUGUGUACACGAGUGAAAAGGAGGCUUCCGAUGGCCCCAUAGGCCAGGACCCAUUGGCCGAAGAGUCUGAUUCAGUGCUGGCACUAGACACAGAGGGCGACCCCAUGGUGAUGCUGUCUGUGAUUCCAGGGGACACUGAAGACAGACUGAGCUCACAGGCCAGUGGUGGCACCUGUGGAGCUGAUGGGGAAGUGGACUCGUGGUGCAACCUCCGAGAGAGCCUCUACUCGCUGGACAGCGCGGGGAGCAGCUUCCCUGAGAGGGAGGAGGAGUAUUACACAGAACCCGAGGUGGCAGAGAUGGAUCCCACUCCGACAGAGGACUCUAAUAACACUGAGAGCCUGAAGUCUCCAAAGGUUAUCUGCGAAGAAAGAAAUGUGACAGGAAUGGAAAAUUUCACUCUAAAAAUUUUAAAUACGUCACAGGACCUUAUGGAUUUUCUAAACCCAAAUGGUAGUGACUGUACUCUAGUCCUGUUUUACACCCCAUGGUGCCGAUUUUCUGCCAGUUUGGCUCCUCAUUUCAAUUCUCUGCCCCGGGCAUUUCCAGCUCUUCAUUUUCUGGCAUUGGAUGCAUCUCAGCACAGCAGUCUUUCUACUAGGUUUGGCACUGUAGCUGUUCCUAACAUCUUGUUAUUUCAAGGAGCUAAACCAAUGGCUAGAUUUAAUCACACAGACCGAACAUUGGAAACACUGAAAAUCUUCAUUUUUAACCAGACAGGUAUAGAAGCCAAGAAAAACGUGGUGGUCACAGAAGCCGACCAAAUAGGCCCUCUUCCCAGUACUCUGAUAAAAAGUGUGGAUUGGUUGCUUGUAUUUUCUUUAUUCUUCCUAAUUAGUUUUAUAAUGUAUGCUACCAUUCGAACUGAGAAUAUUCGGUGGCUAAUUCCAGGACAAGAGCAGGAACAUGUGGAGUAGUGAUGGGCCAAAGGAAACUGCAUAGAGGAAUGUCUAUCUUUCACUUCACAAAGGAUGGCUGUAGCUACAUACAUUUCCAGCAAAAUGAUGAUUCAUCCCUUCAGCCACAUGAAAGGAAUCAUGCAUUUGUUGAACUGUUGAAUAUGGAAAAUAUUGUAAACUUGUACUUUAACUAGUAUUGCAAUAAGUAAAUGUAAAAAUAUCCAAUAGAA